Messenger RNA from Vicia faba (fava bean), 741 nucleotides. The record is from the annotation of a GenBank genome assembly. NCBI's taxonomy places the organism in Eukaryota, Viridiplantae, Streptophyta, Magnoliopsida, Fabales, Fabaceae.
AUGGAUUCUGUUCCUCUAGAAAUAGCUACCCUAGAUAAUCUUAUUAGGAGAGGUGUGAUUGGUGUCGAUUCUAAUCUUUGUGUCGGAGAGUGCGGUAAAGAAGAGUCGGUGGCUCAUUUAUUCUUCGAAUGUCCAGUUUUUGCGGGGGUUUGGUAUGAGGUGUGUCGCUGGUUAAAUAUUUCUUCGGCAUUGCAUAAUGAUAGUCUAUUGCAUUUGAAGCAAUUUGAAGGAUUGUUAGGUAGAGGCAGAAAUGUCGGUCUUAUGGCCCAAAGGAUUUGUCUGUAUGUUGAUGUAUUGCCUUGCAGGUGUAUCAGUUUUGGCAAGGAGCCGCAGAAAUCGCAGGUGUCUGAGGUUGUGUUUCGGUCAGUUUUGGCGAGGAGCAGCAGAAAUCGCAGGUGUCUGAGGUUGCGUUUCGGUCCGUGGAUUGAGUACUGUGAACUGCUAGUUUUCUGGAUCUUCAUUCUGGACCGCAGUUUAUAUUUAGUAGUUCUAUUGUGGUGUUGUUUUUGGAUGUAUUUUGGUUGGCAGGAGGCUGGUUUGGUGUCCCGACGAGUGCAUGGUGUCCCGACAGUGCAACUUCUUUCGUAUAUUUUUAUUGUAUCUGGUGUGAGCGGUUUUGGUAGUUCUGUCUGGACUGGUUUUUUUUGCUACUGCCUGUUGAUUCUAUUUAGUUUUCCUAAUUUGUAUGAGGUGGUUAGCUUGGUUUUGGUGUUUGCUUUUAGUGUUUUGAUACCUUUUUGA